ACCAGGUCAUGUUUAGACGCAUAAUAAGGAAGUUAUGGGAACUGUAUCGAACACACAACAUGGAAGCUCAGAACGAUGUAUCUACUAGUCACAAUUGACAAAAAAUCAACGGAGUCGACUUGACAGUCUCCACUACUUGGUCAAUUUUUAUGCUAUUUUCGCAUUACUUCUGCGUCUAGCUUCGUUAAUACACGACGAGAUACGAAAGAGCCAUGACAUGGUUAGAUUGUGUGCGUCAAAGCCUUCUUUUUCGAUUGCUUGUUGCCGUAGUAGCCGCUAUUGUCAUCAUAUUUACGUACACAAAUGGAAUACCACUGGAUUUUUCACACCCUUUGUUGCCGUUUGUACAGAUUCAAAAUGUGACUGGAACUACUGAAAAGCCCAAAAACGUCUCAAAGAAAAUUCUUUUCUAUACAUCGUGGUUUAAAACAAUUCCAUGGCCCCUCAAUAGCCCGCUUAAACUGCCAUGUCCUCACAAAUGCUUGAUAACAUACAACAAAAGUGAGCUGGCUUUCAGCGACGCAGUUGUUUUCCACGACUCAGACAUUAAAGAUGACCCUCAAUCUUUGAAGCGAAUUAGUGAAUCCUUGAGAAGAAGASCACAGCAGAGAUGGGUAUAUUACACUCAUGAAAAUCCACACAAUGUUCAUAAUCCUGCUCCAUUUAACGGGAUUUUCAAUUGGACUGUUACCUACAGGUCAGACUCAGAUAUACCUCGUCCUUAUGGCCAUUACAACACUUUGCAACAUGGCGAAAGGAUUCUUAAUGAAAAUAAUACAAUCAACUACGCCAAGGGAAAGGACAAGCUUAUCGCUUGGGCAGUAAGCCACUGUGGGACUAUUAGAGAUAAAGUUGCAAAAAAACUUCAUGAGUUUGUUCCUGUCACUGUUAUAGGGGCGUGCAGUAAUCUUUUCAAUCAAGUAAGUCCCGAAGUUUGCAGAAGGGGGUCACCGAAUUGUCCAUCUUACUUAAAGCGAUUCAAGUUCUACCUUGCCUUUGAAAAUGGAAUGUGUAUUGACUACAUAACGGAAAAAUAUUGGAUCACGCCCUUUGAUAAUAACAUGGUUCCCAUAGUCUUGGGGUCGAAUUAUGAUUCCAAGGUUGCUAUUCCCGGCUCAUUUAUCAAUAUCCUKGAUUUUCCGAAUAUGAAAGUUUUUUCUGAUUACAUCAAAUACUUGGACAAAAACGACACGGCUUAUAAUGAAUAUUUUAGCUGGAAGGCGAAGUUUAAGUUGGAUAGGACUGCGGAAGAUCGGUGGCUGUGUAGAUUAUGUGUUGAUCUUUUURAURAUUCACUACCAAGGAAGGUUUACACAAACUUUGAAGCGUACUGGGGGGUCAAGAGUAAUUGUUAUAGAAAUAAGGAGAAAAUUCAACGUAUUUUACAAUGACUGAUCACCUCUGAGUUAGGAGAGAAAUCAUAGAAACAUGCAUAUCCAGGUAUCAUUUUUACAACUAGAAAUGACGCUGUAUAGUAAAUCUGACAUCCCUGCAAUUCAACAAAAUGGCGCAUUGUAGUAGUAAUAUUGUUAAGCCUGCCUAAUUGUAAUAUCAGUGUUGUGCUAGCUCUUCCUGUAAUUCAGUGUUUUUCUCAAUUUACAAUGCGAUAGGAAUGGAAUAAACAUAUCAUUAAUUUGUCCAUUGAUAUUGACGAUUGCUCUUGGAGUCGAAGAUAAUCUUACUCACUACAAAGACAGAAUAAUUCUAAUCAUAAAUUCAAAGUGCCACUUGUCAUCUGGUGGCAUGUCAAGGCRAGUAUAGAAUAUCGGACAUUGAGUGGUAGAUUAUAACUGUGUUCAAAAACCUGCGACCAAGUAGGAAUUGACAAGAUCUGAAAUCGAAGUUUUAUUAUAUUCAGCCACGAGGUGGUGUUCUAAUCUUUUCAGUUCUAACUGCAAACGGAUGUAAUAAACUUGAAUUUAUUYAUUUUA
Molecule: messenger RNA, 1931 nt
Organism: Exaiptasia diaphana
Lineage: Eukaryota; Metazoa; Cnidaria; Anthozoa; Actiniaria; Aiptasiidae
Product: glycoprotein 3-alpha-L-fucosyltransferase A
Exons: 1
Coding region: 213-1391 (392 amino acids)
Cellular component (GO): membrane
Molecular function (GO): alpha-(1->3)-fucosyltransferase activity
Source: RefSeq, a predicted model, not a curated record